AUGUCUGACUCGGAAUUCGAAGGAUACACGCCCACGAAGCGUGCCAGACUUGAAGUGCCACUGGCAGCGCAAAUAUCGCCAAAUUCGCGGAUAAGGAAGCCAAAAUCUGCACACAACCAAAUUGCCAUGAUGAAAAUCGAUAACUCGGUGAAGAGGAGAAGAGAAUCUUUUGUUGUUCGCCCAGAUGACGUCUUAGCAGAGAAGAUUAAGAAACUUGAGGAAUUAUACGACGAUGCUUUUAGAUCUGAAGCUCAGGAAAACCCAGAGUUGUCAUUCAACGAGCUCAAUCUUCGAUCACUAGAAAGAAUUACAAGCUCAGAAGAGUUUCUCAAAGCAGCUGACUUGUUAGACCUGCCGGUCUUACUUGAUACAGAAACGCCGGUUCUCGAAAAAGUGGCGCUAGAAGAACAGCUCAAAGAAAUGAAACAUGACUUAGAAGAUAAUGACAAUGGCAUCCCGAUUCCAGACUUGAAGCUUCCAGAAGUCUUGGAAACAUCAGAUCAUCUUCAACGCGCCUAUCGUAUUAAACAGCUACCUCACGAUUCCUCCAUGCCUGUUGUCAUCACUUUUGUGUUUCUUCUUUUAGUGAGCGUUCUUGCAUUCAAUCAUCGUCGAAAAAUCGUCGCUUUUAUCUUGGAAGGGUUGGAGUCUCCAUAUUUGAGCCCUAAAAACAGCCCGCAGUAUCAAAUCAAUUCAACCUGGUCGAUCAAAGAUCCAAAAAAGCUUGAUGAAAGUUCAUUCCUCCGCACCCACAUUUUUGAUAGCGCAACGAAAAACGUCUCUGAAUUGAAAAACUGCGGCGGGGUUCGAGCAACGUCAGUGGUGAAGAUUUCUGAAGUUCGUGAAAAUGGCGAGUUUUUCCAGAUUGUUGAAAUUGGUGAGAAGAAAGAGCUGUUCAUUGAAAAAUGGAGCCAGGAACGCCGAUUGCAGCGACUUGACUUGAACAAGACCAUUACUUCUGUCCCUAAAGAUCUUGAAAUUAGUGGCGCACUUUCUGUAAGCCCUUGUGGACGAUAUGUUGUUUUCUCGGCAGAAACAAAGGGGCCCGAUGAGAAAUCUUUCUUUGAUGAAGCAAAAAGCGACAGUGAUAAGAAGGCAAAUGAUGAGACAGAGAAAGAUGAACCCGUUUUCGGUCAGAAAUUUUUGUCAAAGAAACCUUGGGGUGAGCAAAUGACGAAAACUGUAUCUCCGAAUUUGGUUCUUGUUGAUUUUGAAACAGAAAAGAUCGAAAAACUCGCUUUCGAAAACUCCUCCCUUGGCCAGCCGCAGAUUAAUUCAACUGGAAAUAUCUUGUUUAUGGCAUUGGACGAAAAGCCGUUCAAACUUGGGCGAAUAUAUUGCACAAAUCGACCGAUUGCGAUUUAUCAAACAUCCGUGGCCGAUUUCUCAAAGUAUGAGAAGCUUACAGAAGACGAUUACUCCGCAAGAAGCCCUAGAUGGAUCCCAGGCAAUGACAGUUCUUUUAUCUUUUUGAAAAGAUCAACUUACGGGCCGCAUUUGGAAUGCGACGCGCUGUGUCAAUUCACCGAUGGCAAAAUCCACGACAUCGUUCCAGUGAUAAAAGACUACCCGAAGAGCGAUACUGAAUUUGCUGGAAUUUACUGUACCGAGCUCAAGUCCUCUCCCUUCCUCAUCCUACCAUCCGGAGAACCGAUAAUUCUUCAAUCAACAAUCACUAAAUCUUCCGUGAUCGUCUUCGCCAUUUCUCUGGAUGGAUCUAUCCAGCGAAUAACCGAUCCGGGCAAAUCCUCCUACGUUUCUUCAAUUUGUGGCGAUUCAGCCGCCAUCAUCAGCUGCUCAGAAAACACAAGUGAAAGCGUUCACAUUCUCCAAAUGAAGAGCGCGACUGAUUUCUCCCUCGAAGAAGUCGUCCCCGCUUCAGAUUCCUUCGAACGAAUUCAAGAGAACUUUGAAUUGACUUCGAAGAGUAAAAGAAUUUUUGAGACUCACUUUACUGGUCGAGAAGGAAAUAAGAACUUGGCGCUUUAUCCUCAUGGUGGACCGAACUCAAAUACGACCAAGAGUUUUUCGACGACGUUUAUUGGGCUUGGAGAACUAGGAUACGAUAUUCUGAUGCCGAAUUAUACGGGCUCUGUCGGAUAUGGACAAGAUAACGUCUACGCACUCGGCGGAAAUAUUGGCGAUUAUGAUAUCGACGAUUGCCUCGCCGCCUUAGAUCAUCAUUUGGCGAAGAAAAGUUACGAAAACGUUUUCGUCUUUGGUGGUUCACACGGGGGUUUCUUAACUGCUCAUCUCACUGCAGCCCGGCCUGAUCAAUUCAGAGCCGCAGUGAUCAGAAAUCCUGUCAUUGAUUUAAACAGCAUGCACCACGUGACGGACAUUCCGGACUGGAACGAGUGGCAAGGGUUGAAUAUUCCGCCGCUUUUGGGAAAAUCACCGAUCGAGGAGCAAAUUCUAGAGCUUAGGAAACGAUCUCCGAUCGCAUACGCUCAUAAAGUUAAAACACCAACGCUGAUGAAUAUUGGUCUCAAGGAUCUAAGAGUUCCACCACCACAGGGAGAUCAAUGGAUCAAGGCCCUCAGAAGUUACGGAGUCACUUGCGAACAAUAUGAUUACCCAGAAGAUUGUCACCCGCUUGGGAGCACGGAAACUCUUGGCGACAUCUUUGUCCAUCUUCAUCGCUGGUUCAACAUGCACAAACAAUAG
Oikopleura dioica is the source of this 2667-nucleotide messenger RNA. The record is from the annotation of a GenBank genome assembly. Lineage: Eukaryota; Metazoa; Chordata; Appendicularia; Copelata; Oikopleuridae.